Messenger RNA from Fomitiporia mediterranea MF3/22, 1770 nucleotides. RefSeq lists its product as uncharacterized. The transcript has 5 exons. Bases 1 to 1770 code for a protein of 589 amino acids. The record is from RefSeq and is a predicted model, not a curated record. NCBI's taxonomy places the organism in Eukaryota, Fungi, Basidiomycota, Agaricomycetes, Hymenochaetales, Hymenochaetaceae.
AUGCGUGAAACUAGGACCAAUGCACUGGGAUGGAGCCAAACGGGUUUACUCGUAAAGAUUAUAUCGUUCUUUUCAUCUCGACAACAAGACCAUUCUCUAAUCCGAGACACUGCCUCAUUCUACGCGUUCGACCAGUCUAUCUUCACCCAAGAAAUUUUUCCUCGUAUGCUUCGCUUCCCUGACUCUCAUAUCCCUCAAGUACAUGCAAAUUCGAGCAACGCAUUCAGAAUCAAUGAGCUACCUACAGAUAUUCUCAACGAGAUUUUCCUACGUGUCGUGCGGAUAGCACAGAAGGAUGUGGCGAGUGAGGAAUCUAUGCUGGUGCCACUGCGCCUUUCGCACGUUUGUCGUACAUGGCGUCACGCAGUUGUAUCGUGUGCAUCUCUUUGGGCGUACAUCAAUGUCCUUGUGGAUGUUUACCGCAGCACGGAACAAGAUGAAAGGCUCGUAAAAGCUGUCGACACUUGUAUCGAGAUGUCCAAGGCAGCUCCGCUUAGCCUGUCAGUCACUUGCAAUACCAUCCACGUUCCAAAGCCGAAACUAGAAGUCGCGAGGUAUAUUCUUAACAGAUUACUUGGUCAACAGCACCGCUGGAGGGUGGCUAAUUUCGCCUUCAAAGAGAUGGAUCCUAUUGUAUCGUGUGCAUCUCUUUGGGCGUACAUCAAUGUCCUUGUGGAUGUUUACCGCAGCACGGAACAAGAUGAAAGGCUCGUAAAAGCUGUCGACACUUGUAUCGAGAUGUCCAAGGCAGCUCCGCUUAGCCUGUCAGUCACUUGCAAUACCAUCCACGUUCCAAAGCCGAAACUAGAAGUCGCGAGGUAUAUUCUUAACAGAUUACUUGGUCAACAGCACCGCUGGAGGGUGGCUAAUUUCGCCUUCAAAGAGAUGGAUCCUAGUAGAUUGCCAGAAAUUGAACUCAUUAACGUGCCAAUGUUGGAGUCACUCCGCAUCUCUUGGAGGACGCUAGGGGCGUCUAAUAUGGCACAACCACAAGUACGUAUUGAUGCUUCGCGUUCUUUAAGUCUCAGGUCUUUGCACGUCAAAGGCAUCCGUUUGGAAAUCAGUGGAGGAAAACUUUAUGGUGUAAAGGAAUUGACCUUCCACGGUGUUGAGACGGAAGUCCGGCUGGUGGAGCAUCUGGAAAUCGUCAAAAAGGCACCGUUAUUGGAAUUCAUGGAGGUCGAGUUCGUCUCGAGCAAAUUAGCUGGACCAGAUGAUUUCCAAUUACCCGUGAUAACACUACAUAACCUGCAUACACUUGUGGUCAACGGCUCUAAUGUUUCUAUGUCCAUCAUACGCAACCUGAUCCUCCCGUCUCUGAGACGAUUGAUUUGUGGCCCUUUCGGACCUGCUAACUACCAAAACAUCAAAGGCCUUGUAGAUAUGGGCGAACGGAACCAGCCACCUUUGGAAUACUUGGAGGUCUGUAAUACCUCCGUGACUGAGUGGACUGAAGACAAGGUCGUCGCCCUUCUUCGACUCCUACCCGAGUUGAAAACUCUGCGUAUGGAGAAAGUCUAUGUCACAUCCAAUCUCUUCAACAUGCUGUCUGUAAAAGACACAGCCAAGAGUCAUAACGAGUUUUGGGGAGUCGUCCCAAUUCUGUGCCCCAAUCUCAUGGAGUUCUAUCUCAAAAGGAACGGGUACCUCUGCGAUGGAGAGGAAAAGCAGAAGGAAUGUGUUGACUCAUUACACCCGAGUAAUCUCUCGAUCUAUUAUGCUGUCACCAAUACUACAGCUGCUUAUGCCGGCCCAGUCCUUUGUAUCUAA